Penaeus monodon (black tiger shrimp) is the source of this 1119-nucleotide messenger RNA. RefSeq lists its product as uncharacterized. The coding region runs from base 407 to 730 and encodes 107 amino acids. The transcript has 4 exons. Lineage: Eukaryota; Metazoa; Arthropoda; Malacostraca; Decapoda; Penaeidae. The record is from RefSeq and is a predicted model, not a curated record.
AGUCCAUCGCCAGCCCCCGAUCUGAGUGGACGUGUGGCCCGGAGCUCUGAACUUCGCUCACUCCACUGGGGGGAAAUUUCACGCUUUCUUUUUGGUCGCUCUGUGGCAACUUUACAUUAUCUUAGGAGUUUUGUUCAUUGAAAAAUAUUCUACAUUUCAUUAAUGUGGAGGGGGAACAGGAACAUUACUUGCGUGAGGAAAACUCGGUAAGAGAUAAAAUCCUCGGUCUUGAGGAAGUCUCAAGAGACGCCGCCCGCAGCAGCUGCCUCCGCCCCCCCAACCCCGGGCGAUGUAGGGCGCGUGGAAGCCCUCGAGUCGCCCGAAAGGAAGCAGAGGGAGGAAGCCCAGGAGGACAGCGCCGAGGAGGAGGAGGGAGGAAGCUCAGGAGGAGGGCGACGCGGCGGAUAUGAGGAGGAACGCCACCUUCCGCUUCCCGGCGCGGGACCACUACCUGCCGGAAGAGGUCAACUUCUGGACGAUGGCCAUUGUGGCGGUUGGCACGGGCUUCAUCUUCACUGUCGCCGUCUCCAUCUACCUCAUCUGCCAGACGCGGCUGGAGCGGCCCCUCACGGUGCGGCACCAGCGGACGGUGCGCCACAUCAGCCAGGGGCCCGACGCCUUCCCGCUGCCGCACGACACCCACGGGCGCAAGGGGGACUACCUACGCCCCCCCCUGCACUGCCUCCACGCGCCCUCCGCUCUCCCCCGCGCCUUGGACAACCCCGAGUAGACCGCCAAGGCGCCAGCGGCCCUUCCUCGACGCUGUCACUUCAACUUCAAGCGAGUUUUGACGAGCAAACUCUACCAAGAUUUCUUGCUUCGAAUUGACGAAAGACUGCCUGACAAGUGACUUUACCUUGAGAGUUCUUUGCCGUAGUUUCUCAGGAUAUUCUGUCCUUUAAAACAGACAUUGCAGAAUGGCUUAAAUUCACAUUAAGUAGUCGAUCGAAAAUAUAUUUAAUACCAAAUUGAAAAAAAGAGAAAAAGAUAUAUCUAAAGCUAUAAAUGCAUUGUCAUUGUCCUCUCAUAAAAACUCACUAUAGUUUUCUCUUAUCGCUGUAUUGUGAAUUUUAAGAUAAUAAAAAUUUGUUCAUAUGUUUAAUAAAACUAUGAAAGAAG